Messenger RNA from Limanda limanda (common dab), 1687 nucleotides. RefSeq names its product N-acetylglucosamine kinase (gene nagk). Lineage: Eukaryota; Metazoa; Chordata; Actinopteri; Pleuronectiformes; Pleuronectidae. The transcript has 11 exons. Gene Ontology annotation, molecular function: N-acetylglucosamine kinase activity. The record is from RefSeq and is a predicted model, not a curated record. The coding region runs from base 213 to 1259 and encodes 348 amino acids.
GUAAAGCGCAGGCUCGGGGGGGUCAUGGUGGGACGUGGAGCGGAUCCUCACAGGGUCACGGUGGUCCACGGAGACCAGUCUGAGACCACCUGUUGAAAAACACAGACACUGCUGCUAUCUACUGGUCAAUAAUCUACACUGCAGGUGAGAGUUCAGCUGCUUCCUCUCGCGAUAUCUGCUCACUUGAACAGGACAUAAACAGGAACCGGGACAUGGCAUCGGUGUUCGGAGGAGUGGAGGGUGGAGGGACCCACUCGAAGGCGGUUCUGGUGUCAGGAGAUGGGAGGAUCCUGGCAGAGACGGAGGGACCGUCCACCAACCACUGGUUGGUGGGGGUGGACAAAUGUAUUGAAACCAUCAACGACAUGGUGCAGAGAGCCAAGGUGGAGGCCGGACUGGAUCCAAACACGCCACUGGGCUCACUGGGCAUGUCUCUGAGCGGGGGGGAGCAGAAGGACGCCAUCGACAAACUGAUCGCUCUCAUGAAGGAACGCUUCCCCGGUCUCAGCCAGAACUACUUCAUCACCACUGACGCCAUCGGAGCCAUGGCAACCGCUAGCGAUUGUGGAGGUGUCGUGCUGAUAUCAGGGACCGGCUCCAACUGCAAGUUGGUAAAUCCCGAUGGCUCGCAGAUCGGCUGCGGAGGCUGGGGUCACAUGAUGGGAGAUGAAGGAUCGGCAUUCUGGAUCGCUCAUUUGGCGGUGAAGACGGUGUUCGAUGCCAAAGACCACCUGGUCGCUCCUCCUCAUGACAUCACCCACGUCAGAAAAGCCAUGGAGGAAUAUUUCCAGGUGUCAGAUCUGAUGGACUUGCUGCCGCACCUCUACAGGAACUUCCAGAAGUCCCACUUUGCUGGUUUCUGCAAGAAGCUGGCUGAAGGUGCGGAGGCCGGGGACGCUCUGUGUCAGUACGUGUUCACUCAGGCCGGGAGAGUCCUGGGAAAACACGUGGAGGCCGUGUUGCCUGCAGCACAAGAGCCUCUGUUGAGGGGGGGCCACGGCCUGCCCAUCCUGUGCGUCGGUUCGGUGUGGAAGAGCUGGGAGCUUCUGAAGUCAGGGUUCACAGAGGUCCUGGAUAGACUCGCCUCAUCUGACCGCUACAAGGGCCGUUUCCAUGGAUACAGCCUCCUGAGCUUGCGGCAGUCCUCGGCUCUCGGCGGCGCCAGUCUCGGAGCUAGGAGUUUAGGCGCUGCACUGACCAUGGAUUACGCAGCCAAUGCCGACGUUUUCUACAGACACACCUUCAGCAGCAGCCAAUGAGAGUAAAGUGGAGGAUAAUUUACCGUCCUGUUUGUAAUAGUUAGCAUCAUGGCUAAUAAUGCUAGUAAUAAUUACAAUAAUGACUACCAAUGUUGAAAAUAUCACAGAUUGUGCUGCUUCAUUCCAAAUCUUUGCAGCUUUGUUUACAUUUGACAUGUAUAAUAAAAUACACCGUUAAUUUGACGAAAAAAAAUUCAGGGUUGUAAAUCAGAAUCUGAAGAUAAUUCAAGUUUCAUUCAAAAGAAAUCAGCCCUUCGUUCAAUGUUUUGCAGGUUUUUUCUGUACUUGUUUUUUUUACCACUAGAUGCCUUUCUACUUGGGCCCACACGUGCUGAGCUAUUGCUGAAUGUGCCUUUAUUCACAGCUCAAUCAUUUACAAUUUGUUCUUGAUUCUUUCAGAUUUAUAAUAAACAUGAUUCAUUACCUUA